Molecule: messenger RNA, 1131 nt
Organism: Erigeron canadensis
Lineage: Eukaryota; Viridiplantae; Streptophyta; Magnoliopsida; Asterales; Asteraceae
Product: putative F-box/LRR-repeat protein 23
Exons: 2
Coding region: 487-1032 (181 amino acids)
Source: RefSeq, a predicted model, not a curated record
UGUGUGAUUUCCAUCAAUCCCAUUGGUUAGUUUCUCUCUUAUUCAUCUUUAUUUCUUAUAUCGUAUUCAUGCCCUAAAUGUCUACUAAAAAAAUUCCUAAUAAUUUGGGGAAAAUUUAUGAUAAAAAGAACGGGGGCAAUAAUAGUAAAAAUAAUAAGAAUUAUGUGAGUGGCAUUAGUAAGAAGGGGGUAAAGAGUAGACAUGGUAAAAUGAAAGUGGUGACACAACCAACAACAAAAAGGAACUGAUUGGAGCUCCCACCGGAUUUAAUGGUGGACAUACUUAGUGGGGUCGGUUUGAUUGACAUACUUGUUAAUGCCCAAAAAGGUAUAAACUCUGCAAGGAACAUCCUGCCAUGUGGAGGGUCAUUUUUAUGGACUAUGAAUCUAUGAACAUUCGCUUUCGUUGGUCGGUAGACGAAAAGAAGCGCAAAAGUUGUGUAAGGAUGCUGUUGAUAGAAGCCAAGGCCAGUUGGUUGAUAUCACUAUGGUGGACUCUUGUGACGAUGAAUAUCUUCGGUAUGUUGCUGAUAGAUCAAGUCAGCUUAAGCAUCUUGACCUUGGAUUUUUCCAGUGGUUUGAUUUAUCUGUCUGGACUGAAGCGUUGAAGAAGCUUUCAUUGUUGGAGGAAUUCAGCGUUUAUGGAACAGAUAUACCAAGCGACCUUGUUGCAACUUUAGCCUCUUAUUGCCCCAACCUAAAAACAUUAAAACUUAAUAACAUACAUUCAUUGGUAAAAGAUGAGAUGGCCAUAGCUAUUGGAGAAAGCUUACCUAAGUUACACCAUCUUGAACUCACUUGGAGCUAUGUGUCAAAUAUUGGGUUGCAGGCGAUUCUCGAUGGCUGUGUUCACCUUGAAUCGCUUGACUUGCGUAUGUGUUGCUUCAUUGAUCUCAAGGGACAGAUAGGGAAAAGAUGUUCACGACAGAUUAAAUGUCUACAACGACCCAAUGAUCCUAUAAACAUAUUUCACUAUGGAGAGAGGGUUGAAUAUACCACUAUGGAGAAAUUUUUUGAUUUUGUUAGCACUUAAUCUCCAUAUUAUUUUUUCUUUGUUUAUCUUUUACGUGGUCAGUUAGCUAGCUUUCAGGUUGACACUUAAUUGUUUUCUUAUCUAAUUUGUAACUCGGUU